This is a messenger RNA of Salvelinus fontinalis (brook trout), 4155 nucleotides long. RefSeq names its product serine/threonine-protein kinase PLK4-like. Gene Ontology annotation, molecular function: protein binding; ATP binding; protein kinase activity. The transcript has 12 exons. NCBI's taxonomy places the organism in Eukaryota, Metazoa, Chordata, Actinopteri, Salmoniformes, Salmonidae. The record is from RefSeq and is a predicted model, not a curated record. Bases 674 to 3124 code for a protein of 816 amino acids. Gene Ontology annotation, biological process: protein phosphorylation.
GCUAGUUAAUGCGUGGCUAAUUUAUUACUGUAGCUAGCUAAUUUAGCUAGUCUAGUACAAAUUAUUUUAGCUCGCUGAAGUUGCAAGAACUAGCUACUCCGACGCUGUUUAGUUAGCUAAAUAGCAAACUAACUUAGCUACUGUAGUUGUCUACAAACGUUACCAACUUUGCACAGUUCGUAGUCGGCAAUGCAGAAGAGUGACGUUAGCUGAUGGCUAAACCUAGCGGUGUUGCAGCCGAGUUGUUGACUCUUGAGACAUGCCUCCCACACAGGAGGUUGGUGGCACUUUAAUUGGGGAGGACAGGCUCGUGGGAAUGGCUGGAGUGGAACGUUAUCAAAAUGAUACCAUUCCAUUUACUCCGUUCCAGCCAUAUGAGCCGUCCUCCCUUCAGCAGCCUCCAUCGGUGGUGCUCCCCCGCGACUUAUGGCACCGGUUUAUUGUUGACAGGUGUUGGGACCACAACGCCUUCUUCAUUAGCGGGAAGAGAGCCGGGAUAAUUCAAGGCCAUAUGGCAAAGACGGGUGCAACGUUUGUUUGAUGGUUUUACAGUUGGCAAUGUUGGGUAGCCAGUCUGUAGCUUCCCUGACGACCAAAUGCCUGGUACAGUUGUUGUGGUGGUGUACUACUCACUGGCUGUCUAGCCAGUUACAUCAUACAUGUCAGAGGGAAGAUGUUCGACAAAGUUAUUCGUUAUUUCUUUCAAAACCUGACAACUAAAUGCAAAGUCAGUGAAGAUGAGGAGAAUAUCUUAUCUACAGCUGGGGAGUUACAGAUUGAGGACUUCAAAGUUCUCACGCUCCUUGGUAAGGGCUCCUUUGCGUGUGUUUACCGGGCAAAGUCAGUUAACACUGGCUUGGAGGUGGCGAUCAAAAUGAUUGACAAAAAAGCCAUGCACAAAUCUGGUAUGGUCAAGCGUGUGAGUAAAGAAGUGGAGAUUCAGUGUCGAUUGAAGCAUCCGUCAAUACUAGAGCUGUACACCUACUUUGAAGACAGUAAUUAUGUGUACUUGGUGUUGGAGAUGUGCCAUAAUGGAGAGAUGAGUCGAUACCUGAAAGAUAGGAAGAUGCCCUUCUCAGAGGGUGAAGCAAGGCACUUCAUGCAUCAAAUAGUGAAAGGUAUGCUGUACUUGCAUACACAUGGCAUCAUGCAUCGGGACCUGACCUUGUCCAACAUGCUGCUGUCGGGCAGUAUGAACCUUAAAAUAGCUGACUUUGGCCUGGCCACCAAGCUGAAGCUCCCCAGCGAGAAGCACUUCACCAUGUGUGGCACACCCAACUACAUCUCCCCAGAGGUGGCCACCCACAGUGCCCACGGCCUGGAGUCUGAUGUCUGGUCUCUGGGCUGCAUGUUCUACGCCUUCCUGAUGGGCCGGCCCCCGUUUGACACAGACACGGUGAAGAACACCCUCAACAAGGUGGUUCUGGGGGAGUAUGACAUGCCCAGCCAUGUGUCCCAGGAGGCCCAGGACCUGAUCCAUCAGCUGCUGAGGAAGGACCCUGCGCAACGGCCCAGCCUGUCUGCCGUGCUGGAGCACCCCUUCAUGACCCAAAGCCUGCUGGCCAGAAUCAAGGAGCGGAGCCUGGGGGAGCCAGGCUCCAUGGACAGCGGCAUCGCCACCAUCUCCACAGCCUGCACCUCGUCCACGUCCGGCAGCAGCAGCAGCAGCAGUCUCCAGAGGAGAGCCAGGCGUGUGAUGGGACCUGCCUUGCCCAAUCGCAUGAUGCCUAUCCCUACACUGCCCCGGCCGCCCAGCAACGCCUGCUUUGAUGGGGUUGAGCAGUGGCAGCAGCAGCACUCAGACAGAGUAGGCAGGAGCAGAGCUGCACUGGGUGGGAAGAGUGGACGGCCCCACUCCAGGUACCUACAAAGGGCUCACUCCUCAGACCGGUCUAGCUCCUCUGUCACUCCAGUCCAGGGGAUGGGGCAGGCAGAGCUGGAGAGGUGCCACUCUGAGGAGAUGCUGACUGUGUCAGGGAGACUGGCCUUUCCCAUGUCUUCCAGCUACAAGGACACUCCACAACCCGUCGCAGAACAUGGAAAGCUCCCAUUGCUGCCUGUCAAAAAGACAGCCAGCUCAGGAUGUUCAUAUUCCACACAACCACCACGUCCACUAAACCUGCAGUUAGAAGAGUCAGAAGGUGUACAAAAUUGGUUCAGUAAAGAAGGCCCGUUUCCGAGGCCCACGGAUGUCAGCGCUCACAGCAGCAGUGGCAGUUUCCAUAGCAGCAGGGAGCCUCUAGGUGUACACAACUACUGGAGUGAUAAACCAGCAGGCAGAGGGACCAGUUCUCACCGCAACCACAACCAGCACCACCCCUCAAACACUCAGUCCUACUGGGAGAAUGGGCAACGAGUACAUGGGGGAGAGCUGCAGAGUCUGUCUAAACCCAAACCAAGUAUAGCAAAGGAGAAGUCCCUGAGAAAUGUGCUCCCUCCCCUGUGUGCCUCCAGACUGAAACCCAUCAGACAGAAGACUAAAAUCGCUGUGGUGAGCAUUCUUGAUACAGGAGAGGUGUGUAUGGAGCUUCUCAGGGGCCAGGGCCCCCAGGAGAGGGUCAAAGAGGUCCUUAGGAUAUCCGGUGAUGGUUUGAUGGUCACUAUUUACCAGCCCAAUGAGGGGAAGGGUUUUCCUGUACUAGAGCGCCCCCCUGCUCCUCCCGAGGACAUCUUGAUCUGCAGCUAUGAGGACUUACCAGAGAAGUACUGGAGGAAAUACCAGUAUGCCUCCAAGUUUGUGCUCCUGGUGAAAUCCAAGACUCCCAAAGUUACCCUCUAUACCAAGUCUGCUAAGUGUAUGCUGAUGGAGAACUCCCCCAAUGCAGACCUGGAGGUGUGCUUCUACGAUGGAGCAAAGAUCCACAAGACGUCGGAGCUGGUCCGGGUGGUGGAGAAGAGUGGGAAGUCGUACACAGUGAAAGGGGAGGUGGGUCUGAGUGGCCUCAGCCCAGAGAGCAGGCUGUAUGUAGAGCUGUCUGACGAGGGCCACAGCAUGUGUCUUUCUCUAGAGGCGGCAAUCACUGCAGAAGAGCAGCACAGUGCCAAGAGCACGCCUUUCUUCCCCAUCACCAUCGGCAGGACAAUGACCCAAAACACACCUCCAGGCUGUGCAAGGGCUAUUUGACCAAGGAGAGUGCUGCAUCAGAUGACUAGAGUGCUGCAUCAGAUGACUAGAGUGCUGCAUCAGAUGACUAGAGUGCUGCAUCAGAUGUCUAGAGUGCUGCAUCAGAUGUCUAGAGUGCUGCAUCAGAUGUCUAGAGUGCUGCAUCAGAUGACUUGGCUUCCACAAUCCCCCGACCUCAUCCCAAUUGAUGGUUUGGGAUGAGUUGGACUGCAGAGUGAAGGAAAAGCAUGCAACAAGUGCUCAGCAGAUGUGGGAACUCCUUCAAGACAGUUGGAAAAGCAUUCCUCAUGAAGCUGCUUGAGAGAAUGCCAAGAGUGCAUAGCUGUCAUGGCAAAGAGUGGCUACUUUGAAGAAUCUCAAAUACAAAAUAUAUUUAGAUUUGUUUAGCACUUUUUUGGUUACUACAUGAUUCCAUAUGUGUUAUUAACAUAGUUUUGAUGUCUUCACUAUUGUUCUACAAUAUAGUAAAAAUAAAGAAAAACCCUUGAAUCAGUAGGUGUGUCCAAACUUGUACUGGUGAAAUAGCCUUCAUUUCUCAGAACAAGAAUACUGACGAGUUGCAAAAGAAAGGUCUUUGUUUCUGGACAUUUUGAGCCUGUAAUCGAACCCACAAAUGCUGAUGCUCCAGAUACUCAACUAGUCUAAAGAAGACCAGUUUUAUUGCUUCUUUAAUCAGGACAACAUUUUUCAGCUGUGCUAACAUAAUUGCAAAAGGGCUUUCUAAUGAUCAAUUAGCCUUUUAAAAUGCUAAACUUGGAUUAGCUAACACAACGUGCCAUUGGAACACAGGAGUGAUGGUUGCUGAUAAUGGGCCUCUGUAGGCCUAUGUAGAUAUUCCAUAAAAAAUCAGCCGUUUCCAGCUACAAUAGUAAUGUCCACACUGUAUUUCUGGUCAAUUUGAUGUUAUUUUAAUAGACAAAAAUGUGCUUAUCUUUCAAAAACAAGGACAUUUCUAAGUGCCCCCAAACUUUUGAACAGUAGUGUAUGUCAGCCGGUCCUUGUGUCACUAAUCUUGCUACUCUGUUUGUCCC